AUGGGGACUGGGCGAGCACUCAGCAUAUCGCUCGAUGAUGUCAGAGACAAAAACCAGAUGCAGCUUAAGAAACUCAACACGGUCCUGUUCCCGGUUCGGUACAACGACAAGUACUACGCUGAUGCAAUCGCAUCCGGCGAAUUCACCAAGCUUGCUUAUUUCAGUGACAUAUGUGUUGGAGCUAUUGCUUGUCGACUGGAGAAGAAAGAAGGCGGAGCCAUGCGAGUUUAUAUAAUGACUCUUGGUGUUCUUGCUCCAUACCGCGGGAUUGGCAUUGGUUCAAAGCUAUUGAAUCAUGUUCUUGAAAUGUGCUCCAAGCAAAACAUGUGUGAGAUAUACUUGCACGUUCAGACAAACAACGAAGAUGCGAUCAAGUUCUACAAGAAGUUUGGGUUUGAGAUCACAGACACCAUAGAGAACUAUUACAUCAACAUCGAGCCAAGAGAUUGCUACGUUGUCACCAAGUCCUUUGCUCAACCUGAAGCCAGCAACUGA
Messenger RNA from Microthlaspi erraticum, 495 nucleotides. NCBI's taxonomy places the organism in Eukaryota, Viridiplantae, Streptophyta, Magnoliopsida, Brassicales, Brassicaceae. The record is from the annotation of a GenBank genome assembly.